AUGGUUGCUCGCUAUAGUUGUGAAUUUGAGUAUCGAGCUAUGGCUAAUACCGCUUCCGAGCUCGUUUGGUUGCUUAAUCUUCUCCAUGAGCUUCGUGUUCGGUUAUCCGCGACUCCUCUUCUACUCAGUGACAACCAAAGCACUUUGUUUAUGGCUCAGAAUCUUGUUGCUCAUAAGCAUACCAAACACAUUGACUUAAAUUGUCAUUUCGUUCGUGAGCUGGUUGCUUCCGGUCGUUUAGCUGUUCGCCAUGUGCCUACUUCUCUCCAGCUUGCUGAUGUUUUCACUAAGGCAUUGCCUCGUCCGUUGUUUGAGCUUUUUCGAUCCAAGCUUCGACCAGCAAAACAAAUAGCACAAGACACAAAGGAGGACAAAGCUUGCAAUGAUCAGCAAAAGAGAAAGAGCACAACAGCAUAUCUGUUUAAUCUUUGGUCUGCUUUCAUGGCUUUGAAUGUGAUGCUUUUUCUGAGCAGCCUUAUUGUUUUACACAGUUUUCUAACACCAACUUGCCAUUGCCAGACCUGUUCUCCUCAGAACAUUGAAACUUUCUAUCCCAUUGAAGCUCCGAAACCAGCCCCCAUAACACAACCUCUUGAACCAAUAUCAAAGCCACAAGCACCAUCACCAUCACCAGGGCUGGGAUCGGCGGCAGCGGUGUCCACAAGUUCUUCAUCAAACAUUAGGAUAGUAAUUGCAGUAGCUCUAGCUGUUUCUGGUUUGAUUUUCCUUUUAGCACUGAUUUGCUUCAUCAGAGCAAGGAGGAGGGGAAAGGUGAUAAUGGGCAGCACUGCUUCUGCCACCGCAGAUAGGCGUGUUGAUGUGCCGCCUCAGGUGAACGUGUUUGAGAGAAUGGAAGGAAACAUCAAGGGACUGAUUGUUGAUGAGGGUGGUUUGGAUGUGAUUUAUUGGAGAAAGCUUCAAGGUAGAAACACAGACAGGAAUUUCCAAAAGGAGGUCUUGCCUAAUCCCAAAAGCAGUGAAGAAGAUGAUCAUGAAGGAAAUCAAGGGAGAAGGUAUAAGUCUAUUAAAGAAACUCCUCUUCUUAGAGGGAAAUCUUCAACUUCCCACAUGAAUAUAUUUCCAGAAGAGCCAUAUACAAUUAUGAGUAUUCCACCUCCAGCUCCUCCUCCCAUUGUUUUUGCAUCAGUUGGAGCUGCUUCUUUCACAUCAAUUCCUAAGAUGAAAACUCCUGCUCCUGCACCACCACCUUCCCUUCCAACAAUACCUGAUAGAAAGAUUCAAGAACCAGAACCAGCAGUAGCACCUCCUCCACCAAUUCCAGUUACAAAGAAUCUAGCACCACCAUCACCUCUUCCUCCACCAAUCUCUACUAGAAAUAGUCCAGCACCACCACCUCCUCCUCCUCCACCAAUUCCAGAUAGAAAGAAUCCAGCACCACCACCUCCUCCUCCACCAAUCCCUGCACCACCACCUCUUCCUCCUCCAAUCUCUGCCAGAAAGAGUCCAGUGCCACCGCCUCCUCCACCAAAGUCAGGUGGUUUCAAUUUCAAGUCAUCCUCAAAACCACCACCUAUCCCUAUGGAAACACCAGUUACCAACAGUAAGCAAGGAAACUCUUCAGGUGAAGUAAGACUGAAGGCAUUACAUUGGGAUAAGGUGAAUACUAAUCUUGACCACUCUAUGGUGUGGAACAAACUUGACCGUGGCUCUUUCAGGGUUGAUGAGGAUCUUAUGGAAGAACUCUUUGGGUACAUUGCCACCAAAUCAAAUAGUAAUGAUACCCUAAAAGGAAAUGACUCAAAGAGUCCAAGAAGGGAUGCCUCAGCUCGAUCAACAAAUGCUUUCCUUCUUGACCCCAGAAAAUCACAGAACACUGCUAUAGUUUUGAAAUCUAUGGCAGUAUCACAAAAAGAAAUUAUCGAUGCACUGGUUGAUGGUCAAGGCCUUAACACAGACACCAUUGAAAAGCUUGCUAGAAUAGCCCCAACAGAAGAAGAACAGUCCCUUAUACUUGAAUAUGAAGGAGACCCAGCAAGACUUGCAGCAGCUGAAUCUUUCUUGUAUCACAUCCUCAAAGCUGUUCCUUCAGCAUUUAAGCGGUUAAACGCCUUGCUAUUCAGGUUGAACUAUGACUCUGAGAUUCUAGAAAUCAAGGAGUUACUACAGACCAUUGAGCUAGGGUGUAAGGAGCUUCGAACACAAGGAGUGUUUUUAAAGCUACUUGAAGCAGUGCUUAAGGCCGGAAAUCGUAUGAAUGCAGGUACUCACAGAGGUAAUGCUCAAGCUUUCAACUUGGCUUCUCUAAGGAAGCUCUCUGAUGUCAAGAGCACUGAUGGGAAAACCACAUUGCUUCACUUUGUGGUUGAAGAAGUAGUCCGUACUGAAGGGAAACGUGCUGUUCUUAACCGCAACUGCAGUUUGAGUCGUAGUAACAGUAGGAGCAGCAACAGCAGUGGAGAGUCUCAGAACUCUGUUGCUUCAAAUGAACAAAGACAAAGGGAAUAUAUAACACUAGGAUUACCAAUUGUAGGAGGGGUCAGUUCUGAGUUUUCCAAUGCAAAGAAAGCGGCACUUACAGAUUACAACACUUUUGUUGGUUCAAUUUCAGCACUCUCAGCAAGGAUAGUAGACUUCCGGCAACUUGUUCCCAAGUUUGGAGAUGAUAAAGGAGGAAAGUUUUUUAGAGAAAUGAACAAUUUUCUUGAAAAUGCUGAGGAGGAAUUGAAAUUAGUAAAAGAAGAGCAAACAAGAGUAAUGCAGCUUGUCAGGUGCACAACACAUUAUUACCAAGGAGCUUCAAAAGAUAGUGCAGACUACGCUCUCUCUUUAUUUGUCAUAGUCAAGGAUUUUCUGGGAAUGGUUGAUCAAGCCUGCAUAGAGAUUGCUCGUAACAUGCAGAAGAGGAAGGUACCCAAGGCAAAUUCAGGGUAAAAUCAACAGAGGCACCAGCAAAAUGGAUUAUGAGGUUUCAAACAUUCAAACCUGCUAGAACAUAACAGAUCAAGGAAGUCCAGGAUUGGCCUAAUUCAUUCAAAUUUUUUUCAAUUGGACAAUUUACACAAGGGAACUGAAGUCCUAAAGUCCUGGCUCAAGUGUGUUUGGAUCUCACAAUGGAUAGGAGAAAAAGUAGCUUUAGAUGAAUGUAAUGGAAAUACAAACACACAUCUCUUUCAAACUUUGAAUGAGACAGCUCACAAAUUCGGGUGUCUUGGAAGAGAGUUGACAGUGGUCUGGACACAACCUAGUUCUGCUAUCCAUUUGAGGUUCUGAUUUUGUGAAAGCAGGCUAUGCUUUUGCAGUGAUAAGAACAGUUUGUAUGAGGCAAAUUCAGAAGCUAGACACGUCGUUGUGAUCCCCCCUCCCUCUAAAUGUACACCUCACUUGCAUAGGGAACUAUUUUCUCUACCUUUUUUCAAGUUUUGUGUAUAAACAUGUUGGAUUCUUUUGUCAUCAACUGGAACUUCCCCUUUAUUCUCACUUCCUAUUGUAUUCAAUUUGUAAGUUUAAUGAGAGUGAUUUUAUUUACUGUUCA
Molecule: messenger RNA, 3493 nt
Organism: Lotus japonicus
Lineage: Eukaryota; Viridiplantae; Streptophyta; Magnoliopsida; Fabales; Fabaceae
Product: formin-like protein 8
Exons: 4
Coding region: 1-2892 (963 amino acids)
Biological process (GO): actin nucleation; actin cytoskeleton organization
Molecular function (GO): actin filament binding
Source: RefSeq, a predicted model, not a curated record